Molecule: messenger RNA, 909 nt
Organism: Rotaria sordida
Lineage: Eukaryota; Metazoa; Rotifera; Eurotatoria; Philodinida; Philodinidae
Source: the annotation of a GenBank genome assembly
AUGCGACUUUCAGCUGGUCGUACUACAGCAGAUACAAAAGGCAAUGUCAUCAUUCAUUUGACAAAUGAAGGUAUUCUCUACACUGAAGCAGAAUGUCCGAAUCAAACCUUAGACUAUUUUAUACCACGAACGUUUCUAGACGAAGGAUUUGAUUAUGAACAUAUUAAUACGAAUGAUUUAGCUGUAAGAAUAAAAACCGAUUGCACAGGACCUUGCAUGUCAAUACAAGUAACGCGUCUCAAAUGUAAUAGCGUUAUUCUAAGUGUAUCAGCUUCUCAUUGUUUAAUGAAUGCAGAAAGCAUAUCACAUUUCAUUAAUACAUGGGCUUCUGGUAAGCCACCAGAAAAGAUGCCCAUGCUCGACAAAACUUUCAUCUUAUAUCCUACUGAACAACGACGAAAACGGAUAAAUUCUCUGACUCGACCAAAAGACUGUGUUUUCAAUCGAAAUAUCAAUCCAUCAUCUGAUACACCAUCAAGUCAAGCACAAUUACAACGUGUGAUUUCUAAAGUUUAUUUUUUCUCUGUUGACGAGUUAAAUAAUAUUAAAAAAGAAGCAUCAAAAGACAUAUCAAAAUCAGUUGAUUACAUCAGCACCUACGACGCUCUUUAUGCUCAUAUUAUUUUAGUGAUUGCAGCAGCCACUCAAACUUCAUUGACUGAUAAUAUCAAAAUUCUACAAUCGUUCAAUGGUCGAACAAAUUUCGUUUCUUGUUGUUCACCAACCGUUCUCAACUACUUUGGUUCAUUUCUAUUUUGGCUCUACGGUGAAAUACCAUCAGAUCGGGAGCCAACUCUUUCAUCAUUAGCAGAAUUGAUUCAUGAAAUGUAUUCAAAACAAUCGGAACAUACAUUAAGAGAAUAUAAUACUUAUUUAAUGAGUGAUGAUGGUGAUAUAAACAAAAAUUGA